AUGGAGCCGCCGCCUGUCAUUGCACUGCCCACAAGGCCUCUUUCAAGCAGUCUCCUCUUUGGCGAGAGAAUGAGUGAACUUCUAUUUGAUGAUAUUUUCAAGAUUGAGAAUGUAGACCCGGAUGGUAAAAAGUAUGACAAGGUUUCUCGGAUUGUAGCACGAAGUGAGAAGCGUGACAUGUACAUGCUUCUAGAUGUAAAUACAGAGAUUUAUCCUAUGAAAGAAAAAGAAAGAUUUUUGAUGGCUUUGUCUCCUUCACUUGUUUUGAAUACUAAGGAUGGCUCAGUGUCAAUUCAAGACAAGUUUGAAUACAUCAUGCAUGGAAGUUUGUACAGCAUUUCUAACGAGGGAUGUUCAAAAUCUCAGUGUGAAGUGGAGAUGUUUGCAUCAUUUGGUGGACUUCAGUUGAUGCUGAAAGGUCAUGCUUCUCAUUGUGUUAAAUUUGCAGUUGAUCAGAAGUUGUUCUUACUAAUAAGGAAGGUUGAAAGUUGA
Sphenostylis stenocarpa is the source of this 492-nucleotide messenger RNA. NCBI's taxonomy places the organism in Eukaryota, Viridiplantae, Streptophyta, Magnoliopsida, Fabales, Fabaceae. The record is from the annotation of a GenBank genome assembly.